This is a messenger RNA of Lycium barbarum (goji berry), 739 nucleotides long. RefSeq names its product heat stress transcription factor B-2a-like. The coding region runs from base 50 to 646 and encodes 198 amino acids. Gene Ontology annotation, cellular component: nucleus. Gene Ontology annotation, biological process: regulation of transcription by RNA polymerase II. The transcript is spliced from 2 exons. The record is from RefSeq and is a predicted model, not a curated record. Lineage: Eukaryota; Viridiplantae; Streptophyta; Magnoliopsida; Solanales; Solanaceae. Gene Ontology annotation, molecular function: DNA-binding transcription factor activity; RNA polymerase II cis-regulatory region sequence-specific DNA binding.
UUUUUGCACCAGAAGUGAUCUCCAUGUACAAGAACAUCCUAUAUAGUCCAUGGCAACAGCAGCCAUUGGAACAACAGAAGACGAGAUGAUCAGUCCGAAAAUCAGGCAGCCACCGUCGAAAACGAAGUGCCCGGCGCCAUUUCUAUUGAAAACUUAUGAACUUUUGGAAGAAGAGAAUAAUAAAGUAGUUUCAUGGAAUGAAGAGGGCACUGGAUUUGUUGUGUGGUCUCCUGAUAAAUUUUCUGAACUCGUGUUGCCUAGAUAUUUCAAACACAAUAAUUUCUCGAGUUUCAUUCGACAACUUAAUACCUAUGGAUUCAAGAAAGUGGCAUCAAAAAGGUGGGAAUUCUCCCAUGAGGAAUUCAAGAGAGGAAGUAAGCAUUUGCUUGCAAAAAUCACAAGAAAGAAAAGUGACCCUAGUAUCUUUCCUUCAUAUUUAAAGCCUUCUCAAGAAAUUACAAAUGUGGCCACAAAAGAAAAGAAUGUUAAUCAGCAGCUGCUUAUGGUGGAGAAUCAGAAUUUAAGAAAAAAGAGGCUAGAAUUGCAAAUGCAAAUUGCUCAUUUCAAAACUUUGGAAACAAAAUUGUUGAAAUGUCUUUCUCAGUAUGUGGGAAAUCAAAAAAAUAAAGUUAGAAGGCUUUGUUAGGUAGCUAAGUGAAACUAGUUACUUCCAUCCCCUUAUAUUCACUGACAGUGCAAAAAAUACUACAUUAUCGGUGAAAUUUUACCUUCCAUCGCA